Messenger RNA from Moneuplotes crassus, 444 nucleotides. The record is from the annotation of a GenBank genome assembly. NCBI's taxonomy places the organism in Eukaryota, Ciliophora, Spirotrichea, Euplotida, Euplotidae.
AACCCAAAUAUGAUUUUGGAAAAUUCAAUCAUUUUUGUUACAGGAGGAGUCUCCGGAUUUGGAAGACAUCUUGUUGAGCAUUUAUUGCUCCAAGGAGCCAGAGUAAUCAUCGCUGAUAUUUCAGACAAAGGAGAAGAGAUGGCAAAAGAAAUAGACCAAAACUAUUUCCUCUUUGUCAAGUGAGAUGUAACUCAGAAAUUCCAAGUGAAGGAAGCCAUGUAUCAUGCAUAUUCUCUUUUCGGACAGAUAGAUGCUGUCAUUAACUGUGUUGGACUCUUCAGUGUCGAUCCAACUGUAGUGAGAACUUCACUAAGUAAAUUUUACACUGCUCCCAGAGGUUACUUUGCAAAUUUCCUAGGAUCUCUUUAUUCAACUUACUAUUUCACUCAACUAAAGUCUGAAGGCCCUGGAUCUUGUGAAGGUGUUAUUCUGAAUAGGAGCUAG